Messenger RNA from Fusarium mangiferae, 3138 nucleotides. RefSeq lists its product as uncharacterized. Lineage: Eukaryota; Fungi; Ascomycota; Sordariomycetes; Hypocreales; Nectriaceae. The record is from RefSeq and is a predicted model, not a curated record. Bases 1 to 3138 code for a protein of 1045 amino acids. The transcript has a single exon.
AUGUCUAGUACUAAGCAAAUCGCGACGGCGUCGUCCAGCAGUUCAACUGCUUACGACAACGCCGAUGCGAAAGCUCGCCUCUAUGCCUAUGAAAUCCCUCCAAUGCCCCCGGGCGAAUAUGAGAUCAUCACAACUCAAGAAGUCAAAUCUGGCAAUGACACUGAGAAACUGGUAUCAACACAACCCGUCACAGUCAAGGCGUGUCAACCAUACGCCAUACCACCAGAGCUCGUUCACUCAUUCUAUCCGCCAAAUCUGGGCACCGUGAGCGCAACAACGCUUCCUCACGUCGUUCUCAAAGGCGCGACACCUUGGGAACGAUCGCAAACACAUACUCCGGGCACUGCUCCAACGCCAUGGGUUGCUCUGCUUCUUUUUACAGAUGAGGAUCUGUGUGUGCCUCCGGAGGUGACCAGCGCUGCCAAACCCUCUGGUACUCGAUCAUUCACACUUCCCUUGAGCCUAUUCAACAGCAGUCGCUCAAAGUGGUGUCAUAAGAAUGACUAUUCCGACACUGAUGUGCCGGUCAAGGGUGAUGGAACACCAGCGACUGCUGACUUCCUGUUUGUCAAGAGCAGCGCGUUCAAGAUGUAUUUUGAGCGUCAAGACUCAGCUGGCAAGACUGAACAACAGGGAGGGGCAGACUUGGAUCGCUAUAAACUCCUCACGUACAUCACAGACAGCGGUGUCAAGGAUGAAAGUGGUCAUGUUACGAAUAAACUCAGCACGCUCAUUGGCCAUCGGGCGAGGCCAUAUAUUUUGGAAGAUCAGACAAUCAAAGUGUAUGCGCACAUCGUCUCAAUUGAGACCUUGGAUGGUCGCAUCGACUGGAAAGCUGCAAGCCAGGCCUCAGCAACAGUCGCUCUUGUCUCUCUGUUUUCCUGGACUUUCAACUGGGAGAAGCACACUGAGAAACUUGAGAUGUUCGAAAAUCUCGCUGAUCCGAAGAGCAUUCGCCCGCUGGCGAUCAAACUUCCGCCAACGGAUCCCAACAAACCAGACGACCCCUCGGCUGCGUGGGUUCGGCGAAGGGUCACAGAAGGGUACACCAUUGUACGACACCGCGACAUUGCCGGCGAAUCGUCCAUGGCGCUGUACCGAGGACCUCUUCUUCCAAGUUUAUCGCGUAAAGCGCGCAUCAAGCCAAGCGUCCAUGGAACCGAUCUGCAAAUCAUCGACACAUCAGCCAGAAUUCUUGAUAUCUCGUACAAUACGGCCUGGGAGCUGGGUCGAACACUGGCAGGUCGCGAUGCCAAGUUCUCAACGGCCAUUGCCUACCUCCGCCGAAAGCUGUGCAUGAAGGCCGUAACGAAGUCCAAGGCCUCAGGGAACAAUGCCGAGAAGGUUAAGGACGCAGAGAAUGAGCAACCACAGCUCAUGCACAAGGCGGACGCCGUUGUUGAUAGCGCACUAUCUAAACUUAAUGGGCUUUUCAAGGGCUCUGUGGCGGCAAAGAUGCAGGGCCUGCCGAGAGAUGGAGAUUUGAGAUGGCAGAUCGCUUCUCCUCCAGCAACAUCCAUGGCGGCAGCGCCAGGCGUGAUGACCUUUGAGAAACUGCGCAGACAUCUUGAGAGUGCAGCGAAGCCCUGGCUUGAAGAUAGGACUCUGGAACUAUGCCAGGCUACGCCCGUCGUUUCCUCAAUCCCUCAGUUGGGUCUCGUGUUCAAUUGGCUCAUCGAUAAUCUCAUGUCUUUGAAGCUAGUCCCAGCGACGUAUCUUUUCCCCGACCCUGCUGUCCUUGCGAAAGAGAGCAUCAACUGCUUUCUCAUGGAUGAUAUUUGGAUUGACGCCCUUGUCGACGGCGCUAUGAGUCUUGCCAACACUAUGGGAGGAGGCAGUGAUCCUGUCCGCGAUCUUAUUCGCUGGGCUUUCAACCUGUAUCUUGAAAGGGCACCAGCAGAUCGUGUGCAAAUCGGUGGCUCAGGCUUCAUCGUCCGGAGUGGUAUCGUGGAAUCAUUCCCCGAUCUCGAGAUGACCAUUACUACCAAACUUCCAGGAUCAGAUGAAGACACUCCUCUGAACUGCGCGUAUCGAACACGCAACGAGGACAUGAUUCUCUGCCUCGUGGCUCGGGGUAAGGAUCAGAAAUUGGUAGACUACACCGUCAAGCUCAAGCUACCACCACACCAACAGCGAUACAAUGUGGGAUCCGUCAAAAAAGAUUCGAUGAAGUUUACCUGCGAGAUGAAGCCAUUCUUGAAGAUGACGCAGAAGUUCAAGGACGCUUUGCGAAAAGAUGAAGUAGAGAAUGACAUCGAGUGGAGCAGGACUGCUGUUAUCAGUCCUCCUGAUUUCCCCUUCAAACCCAUCUGGAACCACGACACUGGUGUCCUCACUCCUCACCUCUUGGUUAAUAUCAUGGAUCACUUUAUUGAUCAAAACAAAGACCGUGUCCCCUGGAAUAGGCCAGCACCAGACUCGAAAGUGGUGUAUAUCGCGACGCAGUUGCUGGACCGCGAUCACUGCGUCAAACUCAACUUCAAUGUGACCGCUGGCAAAGAGAGCAAACCUCGAGUCAUCUUCCCUGAACAGCCGGAUCCAGAAGAAGAUAAUCGCGAACCGGUAACCGAGCAUCUACCUGAGAGUACAGAAGCCAAGAUGAAGUCGUGGUUCAAAAAGCUGGCCUUUUCUCAAGACUCCCCAGGCCGCAACAUACCACCGCAGUCCAACACACCUCAAAACAUCGUCUUCUCCAUCAAAGCUAUCCCUACGCUCAAGAACAACGUCCCAGCAGGCACAGAAGUGUUUGCCAUCGAAGUCACAAUCCCCAUCGGCGAAGAUCCAUCCCAUCUUCUCGACCAUCUAGCACCUUUACCUACUGUGCGCGCCAUUGGGCCGAGACAACAGUGGAUCGCGGCUACGACACAUAGACCGGCUACGAAAGAGUCGCCUGCUGAGAUGGUGGUUCAUUUGAAGCCCCGUGGGACAGCUGGAGGGGGCGCUACGUUCGCGGAGGGGUUGGAUGCCAGUUUCAUGCUUAUGAGGGCGACGGUCAAUGGUGUUGUGGGUAAUGAUGUUGAGAUUAAGACAAAGGAGGUUUAUGGGAGGUGGGAGAAGGGUAAGAAGGCGGAUGGUAACGAAGUUUCUGUAGUAGCUACGACCGAAGUUAUGGAUAAAUGGACGCUGCGUAAGGAAUAA